ACAUCGGUUAUCCCUAGUUGGUAUCCUAUACUGCCUAAAUAUGGGCGAAAGGAGCUUUCGAAAACUGGUAUUAGGAGUUAUCCUGACGACCAUCAUUCUCUAUGCUCUGCUUUUUUUGGACACGCAGUGCUACGAGACUGGCGGAAAAAUACAUAAUGCAUUCUUUGUGAACACCGACGGAUGUCGCAUUAUAGCCAUGGAUGUGAUGAACCCGACCAUUGCCAAGUACACCGACUGGGAGUGGAAGGACAAGAGGUUCUACCUGAAGUGCCCCCAUCAGACCUGGUUCCGAACGGAGGUGGCGAACGGGGAUUGGUACCUUAAGCUGACCCGCGACAUCGACAGAAUCUUGCAGGAAAGCGAUCUGACCCACGACUGGCAGAUAAAGUGCUAUUGGUUCCGGAUUAAAAUAAAGGGGCGUUGGCGGGCCAAGAUCUACGGUCCAACCAUGUUCCCUCUGGAGUACCCGUAUGCCCUGAAAGUCCCCAAAGGACUGAGGCACAUGCGAGUCAAGUGCCUGAAUACUUUCACAAACAAAACCUUGCACGAUGAUGCCCAUUUCUUCAUUCAACCACCACCUGAGAAGUUGUUGAAGAAACCUCCGGCGACCUUGAAGUACUGGGAUGGGGAGAAACACUCGAGUGGUGCGACUUCACCCAUUUCUGUGAUGAUUUUGGGUCUGGACUCCGUUUCGCAUCUCAAUUUGCUGCGCCAGAUGCCGCGGACCGUGCGCUAUAUGCGCCAGAACAUGUCGCAGGUGGAGUUCUGGGGCUUCAACAAGAUCGGCACCAAUACGUAUCCAAACUUGAUAGCUUUGCUGACGGGCCUCAGUGCGGCAGAGUCGGAGGCUUAUUGGGUGCGGCAGAAAUGUAUGGAUAACCUGCCUCUGAUUUGGAAGGAGUUCAAGAGGGCCGGUUAUAAUACCAGUUUCGCCGAGGACAUGGCCAUAUAUUCCAUGUUCUAUUUCGGCAAGCCCGGCUUCAAGCGUCCGACCACGGAUAACAAUUUGCACGACUUCAUGGUGGAUCUCUAUAUCAAUAGGCAGGCCAGUUCCGUAUCAGAUACACAUUGCAUGGGCGAAAGGGCCUUCAUGGAUAUCCUCUUGGAGAUGAACGAUAGGCUGCUGCCCCACACGCAACGCUAUCCCUUUUUCUCCUUCUAUUGGUGGGCCAAUGGCUUCCACGAGUUCUUCAACUCCCCCCGCCUGGCGGAUGGAAGAUUCGAGCGAUUGCUGAGGAGCCUCGACGACGCCGGCAUAACCAACAACACCAUAAUAUUCUUCAUGUCGGACCACGGCUUGAGAUGGGGUCUUUUUCGCAGUAGUUUCCAGGGUAUGAUAGAGGACAGCCAGCCGUUUCUGUCCGUUUUGUAUCCGAAGUGGAUGAGAUUAAAGUACCCCAUGGCCAUUAAAAGCCUAGUUGGCAAUGCCCACAGCCUGGUAACCACCUACGACCUUCAUGAGACCUUGAAGCAUAUCUUGGAACCGAGUUCCUUGGAGGAUACGUCCAUCACGCAGAAGACUGAAGAAUUGUGGAAGCUGAAGGGUUCCCAAACCCCCAGGGCCGUUAGCCUCUUCUUACCCAUUCCGCCCUGGAGGAACUGCAACACUUCCCACAUCCCGAGUAAGUUCUGUCUGUGCCACAAGCAGAUUCCCAUUCCCGAGAGCAACCGAGUGGUGACGAAAUCGGCCAGCAUUAUCAUCGAUUACGUAAAUCAGUUGAUGGUGGAAUACCCCGUUUGCAUACCCCUUCAGUUGGACUCGAUCGAAAGUGCCUAUUUCGCGGCUCCCCAGAGGGACGAUGACUUCUACAUCGAGAAGGGGCACAAGAACGUGUACCCCGAAAAAGGACCCUUCUGGAAGAAGCAAAAGUACGAGGACAGGGAUAUCGUGGUGCGAUUGAAAACUAAGCCGGGCAACGCCUACUUCGAGGGAAUGACCCGCAGGCAGGGCAGCAAACUCUCUCUCGUCGGGGAAGUGGUCCGCGUGGGGGGUGAAGGCAACAGGAACAACGACUGCAUCGAUAAUCCUCUGCUGGAACCGUUCUGUCAUUGUGCACUAUAGGUUUUUAAAUUCAC
Drosophila melanogaster (fruit fly) is the source of this 2076-nucleotide messenger RNA. RefSeq lists its product as uncharacterized. Bases 41 to 2062 code for a protein of 673 amino acids. The transcript has a single exon. NCBI's taxonomy places the organism in Eukaryota, Metazoa, Arthropoda, Insecta, Diptera, Drosophilidae. The record is from RefSeq and is marked reviewed.